GCUGCCUUGCCAAGCUACCCUGUUACCUUUUUACCCAGCUAAAUCCUGCCCCCUUUUCCAAUUCAUCUGCCUCAGCAGCCAAAAACACUGCGACGUCACUCAUAAUUCAUUCUAUCGCUGUGAGAUUUUUUUAGGAAUUCAUUAAACUACCACUUUGGAAGAAUUUGCAUACAAUGGGUAAUUUGAAUUUCCAUUCCAGGCACACAACCGCCAAAUUACCAGCAGAGAAUCGACCCAGUUGCAGAACAUCCGUCUGUCCCUUUCCUCUAGACUAUCCAUACGAUCUGCUUGCAUUGAUCUAUGUCAUGAAUACACUAUGUCAAAUCCUAAAUGAUCGCCCUAAGAGUUUAUAUAGGUUAUGCAAUGUCAAAAAUGGGUAACAUGACCAAGUCUGUCCAUAACCUUGCCUUUAUGUACCAUAUGUAUAUGUUGGCUGAGUCAGUAUGGAGAAUCGCAUCAUUUUCUCUCAACAUCGCCGUCGAAGGGGC
This is a messenger RNA of Pseudomassariella vexata, 488 nucleotides long. RefSeq lists its product as uncharacterized. The transcript has a single exon. Bases 174 to 380 code for a protein of 68 amino acids. NCBI's taxonomy places the organism in Eukaryota, Fungi, Ascomycota, Sordariomycetes, Amphisphaeriales, Pseudomassariaceae. The record is from RefSeq and is a predicted model, not a curated record.